Messenger RNA from Lachancea sp. 'fantastica', 639 nucleotides. The record is from the annotation of a GenBank genome assembly. NCBI's taxonomy places the organism in Eukaryota, Fungi, Ascomycota, Saccharomycetes, Saccharomycetales, Saccharomycetaceae.
AUGACAUCUUCACUGAUCAAAUUGGGCUUCACUGAAGCCACCCAAAAACGGCGCUCAAUCCGUGCUCUUGAACCAAAAAGCACAGUCCCUGAUAGCACGAUCGUUAAAUUGGCAGAAGCUGCCAUUCUUACAGUCCCCUCGGCCUUCGACAGCCAAACUGCACGUUUGACUGUUGUUUUUGGAGACGACCACAAGAAACUUUGGUCAAUCACCGCGGAUGCCUUGCUGGCCAAAAUCGGGGAAGAAAGAUGGUUAGGUGGGACCAAAGACCGCAUUGCCAACUUUGCCAAUGCUUACGGCACCAUUUUGUUUUGGGACGACCACACGUCUGCUUCGGCAAUGAACCAAAACGCCCCCGAUAUCUACAAGAACAAGACAGAAGAAUGGGUGCACCAGAGCAACGGUAUGCACCAGUACUAUUUGUGGACUGCGCUCGAAGCGUUGGGAUUGGGAGUCAACUUGCAGCACUACAACCCGUUGAUCGAUGCACAGGUGCAGAAAACGUGGAAUGUGCCUUUGACCUGGGAGCUGAAAGCGCAAAUGGUGUUUGGCACACCCAAGGAGGGCCCGGCUCUACCGGCAAAGGUGCAAAAACUCCCAGUCGAGGAACGACUACAGGUUUUCGGAGCUAAGAUCUAA